This is a messenger RNA of Myotis daubentonii (Daubenton's bat), 3106 nucleotides long. RefSeq names its product BCL2 interacting protein 5 (gene BNIP5). Lineage: Eukaryota; Metazoa; Chordata; Mammalia; Chiroptera; Vespertilionidae. The record is from RefSeq and is a predicted model, not a curated record.
UAAUGAGGAAGUUGUCAGGCAAAACUGUUUUCCAGGGUGGCUGAGGUAAGCCUCCUAUCUCCACUGAGCGGGAAGCCGCCUGGGACGGGAUGGGACGGGACAGGGCGGCGUAGUGGGCGGCCCCUGGCCCGGGGGCCGUGAGCUCAGCUAUAUAUGACUGUGCCCGAGCAUCUCUGAGACACUCGGGAGUUUGGGGGCGGCAGCAGCAGCCCCAGCAGCAGCAUCCUCUCCCCGGGAAGCUGGGCCUACCAUCCCCCAUUGGAUACAACUUCUGGCAGACGGGGCGGUGCUUCUCAGCGGUCCCUCCAGAGCCCUCUGGUCGGGGAGACAGGGGUGACUUCGUGGCCCAAGCACCAUGGAGCUUCCGCAGGGCCCGAGGAAGCCUCUCUCACAGAGAAGAGCCCGGUCCUGGGACAGGUCGCAGAAGCCCAGGAAGGACCCGGAGUCCCGGGAAGGCCAGUACCUCUCCCUGCCCGCCACGCCCCCCAGACGGGCGCCUGCGGGGAGGGCCCGCGACGGCAGCCGGCACCUCGGCGGCCCAGGGUCCCCGGAGGCUCCGGGCCCCGAGGCCCUCAGCCUGGAGACGGCCAGGGAGUGGCUCACCAGCGAGCAGAGGCCUCCGCGGGACAGGAAGGACAAGGCCCAGGGUCGCAGCCAGCAGGGAUGGCUGAAGACGAUGCUGAACUUCUUCCUGAGGACAGGCCCCGAGGAGGCCAGGGACAAGGCCGCCAGGAGGGCCAGGGCGAAGGAGGGCCUGCCCCCGCCCGCGGACGCCUCGGAGCCCAGGAAGAAAGCCCACGACAAGAAGGCCGGCCGCAAGAAGCAUGGCCACAGGAAGCACGGGGAUGGGGACGCCAACGGGCCCCCAGGCCAGGAAGCCGGAGGCCAGGACACAGCUGCUGCCUGGCGCUCCCAGGAGGCCAGCCUGGGCCCAGGACCCAGAGGCGGGGCGGACCCUGGCCCCCACCAGCCGGUGCUCAUGGAGGGCCAGGGUGCUGGGGCCUCGGAGCCGUCUUCCCAAGCCACGGGCCGCCGGCCGGAGGAGCCCCAGAAGCUUGACCAGCUUGACCAGGACACUAUCAUUCAGAUGAUAGUGCAGCUGCUCCGAGACGUGGGAGAUGAGUGGGAUGAAGAGGUCAGGGACCUGGCCCAGUUUUUCCCAUGCCCCCUACAACUUCAAGGCUCUCAGCGAGAAGUGGCCCCACAAAACCCGGCCCCAGCCGCCGUCAGGAAGAAAUCCCAGGAGAGAAAGCCCAGCCUCAGGAGAGCCUCUUCUCAUAAGAAGCAGGGCUCCGAGGAGCCCAGGAGAGCGGGGGCUGCGGAUGCUCCCAGCCCGGAGUCCCGGCCGGCCAAGAGGCCCAGCUUCCUGUACAUGUGCGUCGGGGGCCACCGGGCCUCCAUCUCCAGCAGCAUUGACUUGGAAGAACCUGAAGUCCAAGAGGCCUCGUCCACAGAUUGUGGGGGUCCAAGUCCCUUCGAGCCUCCCAUCCACACAGGAAGCCGGGCGCCCGGAGAGGACUUGCAGCCGGACAAAGCCUCGGAGUGCAAAGAAUUUAUCCAGAAGAUCGUGGCCCUACUCCAAGAUGCAGAGGAGCAGGAGGGGGAGAAGCAGCUCCAAGCCCAGGAGCCAGAGGUGGCCUCGGAAAACCCGGCCCCACCCUGCAGGAAGAAAUCCCAAGAGAAGAAGUCGAGCUUCCGCAAAGCCUUUUCCCAUAAGAAGCAUGGCUCCAAGGAGCCCAAGAGAGCGGGGGCUGCAGGUGCCGCCAGCCCGGAGUCCCGGCGGCCCAGGAGGCCCACCCAUCUUCCCCUGUGUGGGGGGGCCCGUCGGCCCUCCAUCUCCAGCAGCGUUGAUCCGGAGGAUCCUGAGUUCCGGGAGUCUUCGCCCGCAGAAGGGGGACGAGUCGGAUCCUCAGCAUCACCCUCCGAGGCCAGAAGCCACGAGCCAGAAGGGAGACCUCCGCCGGGCGGAGCGUGUGAAUCUAAGGAGCUGGUCAUCCAGCAGCUGGUGGCGCUCCUCCCAGCAGUGGACGGCCGUUUGGGGGAGCAGAUCAGGCGACACCCCAGCCUUAAGAAGUUUUUCUACCAGCUCCCAGACUCGUCCCUCAGAAAGCUGGCGGCCAACCUGCGCAGACGGGGCGCCUGCUCCCCUGAGCCCGGCAGGGGCCUCACGGAGAGGCCCUACCAGUUUGCCUUCGACUUGGCCAACAAGUACGCUGGCAGGAAUGGGCACACCGCCCUCAGCCUGAUGGGCCUGCGCUACCCCCGGCUCCCACACACGGAGGCCCCGCAGAACAUCACAAGUCUUGACAUCCAGAGUCCAGAUUGAAAGCUGUGCCUUGCACUCAAGUGCCCUUGAACUAGCCAAGCAAUUGGUGGCUUUGCCAGGAGACCCCGAAGAUGCUCCAUGAUUGUCCCAAUCCACUGCUUCCCAGACACGACUGCAGACAGAGGACAGCCUUCCGUGUCCUCACAUCGCCGUGGGCGUGAGACUGAGAACGCAGGACGCAUUCUCCCACAGAGCGAGAGGCGGACACACCCUGUUGGGAGAAAUAGCACUGGACUGGGACUUAGGAGACGCCGGGCUUCAACUGCUGACCUGCGUCAAACUUGCUGCAAGACCCUGCAUGUCCCUGGCCCCGCAGACCUUGGAUUCUGGGUGGAGGGGACCCACUGUGUCCCUUCGGGUCCUGUGCUCCGAAAUCUGUCUAAAGAGGGGCGGUGAGUGCUUUUACGCUGCGGCUAAACAUAGCCUCCCCCCUGAGCUGGAGGCACUCGCCAAAUGAAUGAAUGAAUGAAUGAAUGAAUGAACAGAAAGUUGGAGAACUCCUGAGAUUCAGGCAGCUUGGCAGGCAUCCCUAGAGGCCUUGCUCCUCAGCUGGAAUUGUACAACAAGGGGUUCUGUCUCUGCGCUGUGGGGUGGGGAGGAAGUGGGGGAGCCACCUCGACAAGCACUGGACCAAACUCUACAUUCUGGGACAGCCCUGGUGCCGACUUGUGCCCUUGAGUGUCUCCUGGUUUUCACUUUCAUGUAAGAGUUACCAAGUCCUUAAUCUUAUUUUUUUUUUUUUUACCGGAAUGUAUUUUAUUGAUCCACAGGGAACACCUG